Lentinula edodes (shiitake mushroom) is the source of this 549-nucleotide messenger RNA. RefSeq lists its product as uncharacterized. Bases 1 to 549 code for a protein of 182 amino acids. The transcript has 2 exons. The record is from RefSeq and is a predicted model, not a curated record. NCBI's taxonomy places the organism in Eukaryota, Fungi, Basidiomycota, Agaricomycetes, Agaricales, Omphalotaceae.
AUGAGACGAGGGUGUGCCACUCACAGAUCUACUCGUCGUUCAACUCUCCAGGCUGCUCGCGCACUCCAUGUGCACCGACAUCCCAUGAUUACUCGAAGCAGGACCCUUCGAAUCUCGGGAAACGACAACUUGAACUUCACGCCUGUAGCUGCCGUGAACUCUGCAGUCGCUUCUGAUGCCACUGUCGCUACUCCUGUCCCCUCGGAUGGCAUUCUGAAUGUCACACCUCUCCCAUCAGCUUCCGUCGUCAUCAAUGCCACUGUCGUGGACUCUGCGAUCACCACCGUCGCUGACCCUGCUCCCUUGGAUGUUAUGUCUGAUGAUGACUGUGAUAACACGUUUUAUGAAGAAGUACGAGCGUACCUGGAUUAUUCAUCGGACAUACUGAACGCACAAGCUGAAGAAGUUCAGUUGCUUCGUCGGGAAGUUGUAUCAAUUCGCGAAGAAAAGGCUGCUCUGAAACAGCAAUACAAAUUGGACACAGAUGCCAGAGAAGAGGCGUACCGUUGCUCGAUCUGCUUGGAUUUGGCCUGGGACCCAUAUGUGUGA